This is a messenger RNA of Juglans microcarpa x Juglans regia, 1099 nucleotides long. Its product is annotated as protein TIFY 9-like. The coding region runs from base 47 to 754 and encodes 235 amino acids. The record is from RefSeq and is a predicted model, not a curated record. Lineage: Eukaryota; Viridiplantae; Streptophyta; Magnoliopsida; Fagales; Juglandaceae. The transcript is spliced from 6 exons. Gene Ontology annotation, biological process: regulation of defense response; response to wounding; regulation of jasmonic acid mediated signaling pathway. Gene Ontology annotation, cellular component: nucleus.
CCACGUGAGGAAGAGGAAAUUGGCUCUCUGAUCUGUCUCAAAUCUCAUGAAACUCGUGCCUUUCAUCUCUCUUCUUCCUUUCUUUUUUAUAGCUGCUCCUUCCCCUCUCUUUCGUCGUCGUCGUCUCCAGCAUUCCCUCCUUAAUCCGAAAGAUUCUUUCUCCGGGGAUACCUCCAUCAUGUCGAGAACGACCGUCGAGCUCGAUUUCUUUGGUAUGGAGAAGGAGAGUUCGUCUUCCUCUUCCUCCUCCUCCAAAUCUCAGUUCCAGAAGUUUCUUGAUCGCCAGAGAAGCUUUCGAGGAAUGCAGAGUGCCAUUUCCAUGAUCAACCCUGAGGUUCUGAAAUCUGUGAUUGCCUCCGCUGCGAACCUGGGCUCCGAAUCCAGCAAUGCGAUUCCUUCGAAGAACUCGGUUUCGGUGCCGGCGAGUCCGGUUUUGCCUGUCUAUACUCCUCCUAUCGUCAGGCCUAGUUCAGAGAACCUUCCGGAUACCGCCCCUCUAACCAUUUUUUACAACGGAACCGUCUCGGUUUUCGAUGUUCCUCAAGAGAAGGCGGAGAACAUUUUGAAGCUUGCUGUGGAAGGGACAUUGGACCCAAAAGUUGCAGUUCCUUCAAGCGACCAACAACAGCUACUUGAUGCACUUGGCGGUGGCAUUGCAGAUCUGCCAAUCGCACGAAGAAAGUCACUGCAGAGAUUCUUGGAGAAGCGCAAAGAGAGGUUGACUUGCGUCUCCCCUUAUGCAUGCUACACCUAAUUACGCGUUUGUGCGCUUGAACAAGUCAUCCAUGGAGGAGUCAUGAUUCCUAGAACCUAACUAGAAAGGUGCCAAAGAUAGCAAGAAAGGACGCCAAUAUAUUAUUUUACAUAAUAAAAGUUGUGUAAUAUCUUUCUUUUUUUUUUUUUUUUCAAGGAUUCUAAAGCAUGCAGCCUCUUCAAAGUAGCUUUUUUCCUCUUUUUUCUCUACAGAAAAGAGGUACAAAAUAUAAUAGCUUGUUAGGUACGGCGAAGAUGGUUCACGUUUUAGUAAUGUGCUGUAAUAUUUGUGUGUCUAUUAGUACUUCUAUUAUUCUAUUCAAUUCCAUGUCUCCAGCUUCCUCUA